AUGAUCUACGAUGUCGAGCUCGGCCGUGCUGACUUCACAAAGGUUGCAGAGGAUGUCUCAAAUGGCCUUCAGGCUGAAGAUUUGCGACUUUCGCCGCGAGAGCAAUACACUGUGUAUGCCGUAGCACAUGGUAGCUUCAAGACUCCCUCUACUUUCAACUUCUUCUUUGACAAGAAGCUAGCGGAGCUCCUCAGCGAGGCUACGCGACUUGGACUCGCGGUCCACCGGACCUGGGCGGUAGAGGAGCUCAAGGCAGUGAUCAUGGAACACAGGGAGAGCCUGAAAGAGAAGGCGAAGGCGACCGACUUGGGCAUCGACUUUCCAACGGGGACGACAAAAGGCAACCUCAUGCGCCUGAUCCGCGACAGUAUCAACACUCCCGAUCAAGAACUGAUGAAGAUAGGAAAAUUUCGAGGAUUUCAGUUUGUGGAAAUCCCCGAGAGCUACUGCGAGUGGGCGGUGCGAGAGCUGACUGUCUCGAGGAACCCGGACCCAGAGUUG
This is a messenger RNA of Symbiodinium pilosum, 501 nucleotides long. NCBI's taxonomy places the organism in Eukaryota, Dinophyceae, Suessiales, Symbiodiniaceae. The record is from the annotation of a GenBank genome assembly.